Messenger RNA from Anguilla rostrata (American eel), 5543 nucleotides. RefSeq names its product type-2 angiotensin II receptor-like. The transcript is spliced from 2 exons. The coding region runs from base 307 to 1464 and encodes 385 amino acids. Gene Ontology annotation, cellular component: membrane; external side of plasma membrane. Gene Ontology annotation, molecular function: C-C chemokine receptor activity; C-C chemokine binding. Gene Ontology annotation, biological process: immune response; G protein-coupled receptor signaling pathway; neurogenesis. The record is from RefSeq and is a predicted model, not a curated record. Lineage: Eukaryota; Metazoa; Chordata; Actinopteri; Anguilliformes; Anguillidae.
AAAACUUCCAUGGAGAUUUUAUUCCACCAGUACAUUUGACACACUGUCUCUGUUGACUUCUGGGGACCUGAGACUCUGGGAAAUGACGAAUCCUUCCCCCCCCAGUGCUGGCCGGUAUCCAUGCUCCUCCGGCUUGCUUGUUAGCAUGGGUUGAUCCCCAGAGGGCCACUGGUGGGUAUAAGAGAGCAGGGAGUCUUGGUGUGCCGUGAGUCUGCUAACAAGAUAAGGACAGGACGCAAACUUAUUCCAGAAGGAGAAGACUCCAAUAAAAGGAAUUCAAAGACACUAACUUUGUUGGAUCAAAGAAUGACUAUGGCUACCACUCUACCGUACAACCUCUCUACAAUGAAUGCAUCAUUAGAGGACCUAAGAGCUGACCCUCUAUGUAGCAGCAUCUCACCUCCCAAACACCAAAACAAGCUCAUUCCUGCCAUCUACGGCAUCGUCGUUGUCCUGGGCUUCAUCGGCAAUGGACUUGUGGUGUUGGUGCUGAGCCAGAGAUCCAGUCAGAAGUCAGUGGCCAACACCUACAUGCUGAACCUGGCCCUGUCAGACCUGCUGUUCCUCACCAGCCUUCCCUUCUGGGCUGUCUACUACUCCAACGAUUAUGACUGGGUGUUUGGAAAGCUGAUGUGCAAGGUGUGCGGCUGGCUCCUCUCCCUCAACGUCUACGCCAGCAUCUUCUUCAUCACCUGCAUGAGCGCCGAUCGCUGCCUGGCCAUCGUGCACCCGCUCCGGUCGCAGAGCCGCCGAAACCUCCGCCAGGCUCAGGUGGUGAGCUGCGCCGUGUGGGCUGCAGCCACCCUCCCCACCAUCCCAGACGUGCUGUUCAGAGACGCCCAGUACCUGGGGGAGCUGAGCAUCACGGCUUGCGCCGUCCACUACCCGAGCACCAGCUGGUUCGUCAGCCUGGCCCUAAUGAAGAACAUCCUGGGCUUCCUAGUCCCCUUCGCCAUCAUCGCCACCUGCUACUGCACCAUUGGCCGCCACCUGCUGGGUGCCGCCCCCCUUGAGGAGGGUUCCGCCUACCUGGACCGGGUCCUGAGGAUGGUGGUGGCAGUGGUGCUGGCCUUCUUCAUCUGCUGGUUCCCCUUCCACCUCCUCACCUUCCUCAAUGCCCUGAGUGCCCUGGAGGUGCUGACGGGCUGCUGGGCGAGGUGGGUGGUGAAUGCGCUGAUACCGUUCGCCCUCUGCCUGGGCUUCUGCAACAGCGCCAUCAACCCCUUCCUCUACUGCUUCGUGGGCAACCACUUCCGUGAGCAGCUGGCCCGGCUGGUCCAGGCUUGGGUGCCCAGACUGUCCCAGAAAACUGGCUCCAUCAGCUCCAGGCUGAGCUCUUUCUCCAGGAAGCUGAGCGACCUGAAGGACCUGGGCUCUCUGGAGACUGCGGGACAACACCGAAACGGGUUCAGGGCCGGGAUCAGGACCGACCUGGCGCAGGACAGCAGCGUGUCCUGUGUUUAACUCGGGAGCUCGAGAGAGAACUGACGAUGAGAAACAGAGACCGGCAGUGUCUGUCAAGCAUUGGCGGUCAGAUUCAAAGAGGCUAGCCUUCUUCGGGAAUCAUUAUGCACAUUUUUAACAAGUGCUGGCCUGACAAGAUCCAGCAGUGGAUGAACUUGUGUAUUGUAUUAUAAAUAUAACAAAGAGUAUGUUUGUAUCAUUUUAUAUAAAAUACAGUCUGAAAUUCUAUAUUAUAAAUACUACCAAGUGGAUGGUUAAUUAAGCUAUAAUGUGGCAUUACCCUGACUGUGAUUGUACAAGUGAUUUUUUUGAUGGUGAUGGGAUAGCAGCUCUCUCUAUUUUGUCAUAGGAUGAACCAAACAUGAUGAAAAAUUUUACAGCCAGUGAGAGUAUCUGUAUGCAUUUUUAUGUUAUGGUUUAGCUAACGUUGAAUGAAUAUGGUUAGUAUGUUUUUUUCAUGGAUUCAAAAUGACAUACCAGUGUUAUAGAUCAGGGCAUUACUACCUCAGCAUAUUCCAAAUAAAUAUAUCACAUUUGAGAAACUAAACUACUUGUGUUCCUUCCUCAGAACCUCAUAUGCAGUGUAGUAAUUGUAAUUGUAUUCUAGGGAGGAUUAGGUGCUGGAAAAUCUAAGGGGCACUGGCAGUGUAAUGCUUAUGCUGCAACCAGCAUUAGCCCUUACAGUACCACUAGUGUUAAGACAACUUUGCAGUUACUUUUCAUAUAACUUCAUUUUUUAUCAGUCGCAAAACUAUAAUUCAUAUAUUGAAACUACUGACACUGUUUUUAAUGUUAAAAUAUCAAAAACUGUUCACUAUUAACUUAAACCUCAAAUACAACAUUUUCAGCAUUCAGAAUACUGAAUUUACUCGAUAUAUGGAAAGUACAUGUAUACCAGUGUGCACGGGGUUUAAAGAUUUGUAUCAUGGGGUAAAUUAAAUGGACAAUAAAGAUUUAUGAUUAUAAAACCAAGGCCUCAUUUCAAAGCACGUUCCACAGGGUUCUAGCAGCGCACAGUAACAAUCUGCCAAAAGACUGUCAUUCUAGCUGUCAGACUAUUUGUAUGAUGUGUUUUCCUUUCUCUCUAAAGCACCUUAAUACGUUGAAUACUGUACAAUACAUACUGUGGCUUGACAAUGGAUCUCCUGUGUUUUGACUCAAAUACUGCUUUUUCUAUUUCAAGAAAGUAUUUCCUGAUGGAUAAACUGUCCUCCAGAUGUCAGUAUGGUUCGCUACGUAAGACAAUUCUCAUCCAUUUUCUUGAAAACAUACAGUGCAGACCAAAGUAUCAGGCCACCUGUGGUUAAAAAAAAGAGAAAAUGUUAGGCUGAGAAGAAUUCAGUCAAUAUAUGCGCAUUUAUUGAAUAACAAACCAAAGUAUAAACUUUUUUUUUUCCAAUUUCUACCUACAAUAAUAGAAAUCAGUUUUACUUAAGAAAAUAAUCUUAGACACAACGUUUUCUCAAAAUUGCUUCCUUUGGCAUUACUUAAAUUAAACAAAUUAUUGGGAGUCUAUCCAAUCAUUUUGCAUAGACUAAAUUGAGUUAAAUCUGAAAUUGAGUUAAAUUAAGUUAAAUCUUACCUACCUUAAGUUAAAAAAUAAAAAUAAUCAAAGGUAGCCUUGAUGAUUGGAUAGACUUCCAAUAAUUUAAUUGUAAUUUACGCCAAAGGAAGGUCUUGUGAAGAAAGUCCUGUCUAAGGCUGUUUAAGUAAAACUAAUUUUUUUUGUGUUAUUGUAGGCAGAAAUAGAAAAAAAGGUUUGUAUUUUGUUUGCAAUUCAAUAAAUAUGCAUAAACCAACAUACAUAUUCAUAGAAUUAUUCUCUACCUAAAGUUUAAAAAAAAACAAAAAAAAAAAACACACGGAUGGCCUAAUUAUUUAGGUUGUUCGUGUUUACUCCUAAAGAAUAUCUGCAAAUGUUAUAUUACUGUCCAGUUCAGUCCAGGGAAGAUAAUAAGGAGAAUAUUAGCCAUGUAAUGCCUUCAUGUUUUACAGUUUCAAAAUAAUAAUUUAAAAAAAGACAAAUAAAAUAGCCCUAUGCACUAACCCUGUUAGUUAGUACUUUGUAACUCCUCCACGGGAAACUAUAACAGCUUGCGCACGCUUCCUGUAGCCAGCUAAGCCUUCAAUUCUUUCUUUUGAAAAUUUUCUCCAUUCCUCCUGGCAGAACACUUUAGAUCAGAAAUAUUCUUCAGCCUCCAUGCAUGCAUGGCAUUUUUAAAAUCUCUCCACAGAUUUUCAAUAAUAUUUAAGCCUGGGGACUGUGGUAGCCAUUCCAAAACCUUCAUCUGUCUUUGCUGGAGGUACUACCUUAUUGAUUUUGAGGUAUGCUUUGGAUCAUUGUCUUGCUGGAAUACUCAACCUCUCUAAAACUUCAAUGUCUGGACUGACUUUCGAACAUUAGCCUCUAGAAUUUCUUGAUAUUUGGUGGAAUCCAUUUUUCCUUCCACGUGCACAAUAUUUCCUGUGCCCCAAGCUUCCACACAACCCAAAAGCAUAAUGGAUCCACCUCCAUGCUUUACAGCUAGCAAAGUGUUCUUCUCUAUAAAUGCUUCACGCUUUUUUCUCCAAACAUACCUUUUUUGGUUGUGGCUAAAAAGUUCCAUUUUAGUUUUGUCAGCCCAAAGCACAUUCUUACAAAAGGCUUCAUGCUUCUCAAGGUUUUCUUUUGCAUACUUCAUAUGCUUAAUUUUGUGCUGAGGUCGUAGGAAAGGCUUCUUUCUGGCAAGUAUGCCAUGUAGGUCUUCACUGUUUAAAGUACUGUCACAUGCCAAGCGUGACACCCCAGGGAGGGAGAUGCGACAGUACCGGGCAACACCGUUGUCUGUCGCAUGGAGAGGGAGAGCGCACCCACACAAACAUGAAAUAAAAUAAACGGACACCUACCCCCUUCCCCCUCACGGGUUCUGGGCAAAAACAAGAAACUAACACAACAAACUAAAAUAACAAAGACAAAAGAAAGUAAAACAGAACAGCAACUUUUCAGUUCGCCUGCUCUGUAGCUGACCCGCCUUCCCGGCCUGGUCCAGGUCCUCCAGCGUCCCAGCUGAGGAUUGCUUUCUUCUUUUGUGCUCAAAAUGAAACGAAAAACAUAACUGCGCUCUCGGUGUUAGCUCCCAGUCUCGGCCUUGAACUGUGGAGAGCAGCACGUCUUUAAGCACCUGGGCUGAUUAGCUAACGCAACCCAGGUGCGUGUGCUCGCUCCACCAGCCCGCACAGCCGAGACAAAUCCGCCUCUCUGGCGGACUGACUGCUACAAGUACGUUCUAUUGUUGUCCUGUGAACAAUUAGACCUGUGUGUGCUACAUUUCUUGCAGCUCUUUUGCAGUGAUGUGUGGGUUGCGCUGAGCAUUUAUCACCAGGUUUCUGGCCAUUCUAUCUGAAAUCUUUCUUGGUCUUCCAGACCUUGCCUUGACUUCAACUGUUCCAUUUAUCUUCCAUUUUCUGAUAAUGUUUCUAACCGUACAAAUAGAUAGUUUGAAACAUUGAGAGCCAUUUUCCUUGUUGAUGGAAGUGAACUAUCUUGAUUCUGACAUCCUUGGACAACAGUUUAGAGGAACCCAUGGUUGUUAACACCAGACAGAACAGCCACCGCAGUCAGAUACAUUAGAAGGCAUGGCGUUACUUCAGGAUAAAUAGUUCAGCCCUGGAAAUAUUUUCACCUGCCUCAUUGAAGCCCUAACAAGUAAAUCACCUUGGUCUGGGCCUUAAUAAUUACCUUUUUUUAAAGUAACAAAGAAUUAUCCAAAAGGGUUCCCAAACUUUUGCAUAGGGUCCUUUCCCCUUUUUAUAAUUUAAAAACAGUACCAUUUAGAGUUCAGGUUUGCUUUCGAUCACUUAGAGAUUAAUUGUAACAGACAUUUAAACCAGGGGUGCCAAGAUUUUUGCACCCCACUGUACCUCUUUCUAUAGUACUUGCCCAUCACAGUCCACAGUUUAUCCUUUUUAAAAUCAUGUUCUGAUGACUAGAAUGGAAAUUCAGUUUAGUCCUUUUCCAGAGUUGGUGUAAUACGAUCUGUAAGUUUCAGUAUUGGAUAAUGCUGUGUGAACCCAUUGGCUAAACACAGCUUAGGUCACUG